CCCGUCCUCUUCCUGGAGGAGGACCACUACCUGGCGCCCGAUUUCUACCACGUCCUGAAGAAGCUGUGGGCCCUGCGGGGGCGGGAGUGCCCCGAGUGCCAGGUGGUCUCCCUGGGCACCUACGGCCCCGUGCGGGGCGGCUUUGCCGGCCGCGCCGACAAGGCAGAGAUGAAGACGUGGAAGUCCACCGAGCACAACAUGGGCAUGGCCUUCGGCAGGGACACCUACCAGCAGCUCAUCGACUGCACGGACGCCUUCUGCACCUACGACGACUACAACUGGGACUGGACUCUGCAACACUUGACUGUCUCUUGUCUUCCAAAGUUCUGGAAGGUGCUGGUUCCAGAGAUCCCCAGGAUUUUUCACACGGGGGACUGCGGCAUGCAUCACAAGAAAUCCUGCAGACCGUCCACCCAGAGUGCCAAAAUCGACUCUCUCUUGAACAGCAACGGGCAGUACCUGUUCCCUGAAACGAUGAGUGUCAGUAAGAGGUACUCCAUGGCACCCCUGGCCCCUCACGUCAAAAACGGGGGCUGGGGGGACAUCAGGGACCAUGAACUCUGUAAGAGCUACCGCCGGCUGCAGUGAGGAUGGUCCCUCGCAGCCUUUUUCCUUUUUCAGUUGUUCUGUACUGUCUUUUACAGGCGCACACGUGUAUAGAUAUAUACAAAAAAACAACAACAAAAGGCAUUUAUGAGUUGGUUUCUGCUUUAAGAUGAAUAAAAAUUCUUGGAAAGGGUGUCCCAA
Merops nubicus (carmine bee-eater) is the source of this 747-nucleotide messenger RNA. It is a transcript of the gene MGAT2, whose product is annotated as mannosyl (alpha-1,6-)-glycoprotein beta-1,2-N-acetylglucosaminyltransferase. Gene Ontology annotation, molecular function: alpha-1,6-mannosylglycoprotein 2-beta-N-acetylglucosaminyltransferase activity. Gene Ontology annotation, biological process: oligosaccharide biosynthetic process; protein N-linked glycosylation. The record is from RefSeq and is a predicted model, not a curated record. Gene Ontology annotation, cellular component: Golgi membrane; Golgi stack. NCBI's taxonomy places the organism in Eukaryota, Metazoa, Chordata, Aves, Coraciiformes, Meropidae. The annotation marks the transcript as partial. The transcript has a single exon.